GAAAAAUAUAUAAAUGUGUGGAUGUAGAAAGAGAGAACAAUGUUCUGUCCGAUUUUUGUAUACCGAAGAUCAACUGAAAGUAUAGAAGUGUACCAAAUUCUUGGUGAUGAAAUUAAAAUAGAUACAGCUCUACUACGCUGUAAAUUAUCGAUGAUAAUUAUACAAAAGAAAAUGAAGCUUAGCUGCAAAAAUGGAGGCCUAUCCAUUCUCUGUGUCACCGCAAACAUUAUUGGGCUUUUGGUCUCAGUUCCUGCUCAGCCAGGAUUCCUCAACAUUGAUUGCGGCGGGCUAAGAAAUUCCACUGAUUCAGAGACGAAUAUGACCUGGAUUGUGGAUGCUAACUAUGUAGAUGUCGGCCAUACAGCAAAAAUUUCUGUACCAAAUACACCAUUCCACAUGCAGUCCCUGCGGUUUUUUCCAAAAUCUCUAAAUAAGUCUUGUUACCGGUUGCCUGUGAGUCCGAACGUAAACCAUCUCUUGAGACUCUGGUUUCUAUAUGGUAAUUACAAGAAAUCCCCAAAACUUCCGAAGUUUAAUAUCUCCUUUGAGACGCAAGGACUUGUUACUCACAGGACUGAGACAAUUAAGCAUGCACAAAUCAUACAGUGGACCAGUGAAAAGAUCUUGACAAGUCCGAACGGUGUACUGUACGUUUGUUUGAUUCGAACUUCAGACGAAAUCGAUCCUUUCGUUUCUGCAAUCCAGUUGAGAAGUCUUGUGAGUGGGAUGUACAGUUUGCAAGUGAAGCCAGGCACAAUGCUGAGAAUUUUGGCCCGACACGAUCUUGGUAAUAAUUCACCCAGAUAUAUCAGAUACCCUCAAGAUGAAUUUGAUCGCUUUUGGUUGUCAGACAAUGAUUUACGUGUUCUACAGACCAGUAAUCUAAAGAUAUCCAAACGUUCGGUGGACUUCUUAGCCACGAAAAAUAAUAGCAGGAAUUUUCCUCCAACGGUUGUGUUGCAGACAGCGCUUAUUGCGGAAACAGAUACCCAGCCUUCCGUUUUCUAUCUGGAUACAGAGAAAGGCCAAAGCUAUAUUGUACUCUAUUUUGCAGAGAUCGAGGUCCUGAAUGCUUCUGAAUAUAGGAAAUUCAAAAUUGUGAUAAAUAAUGUAGUAGUUGGCAAUAUAAGCUUGGAUGCGAAUAAUAAUUUUGUUGAACUGCCCGUGGCAUACAACAACACAGGAGUGGAUGUAAAAGUUUCUCUCCAGAGUAUUCAAGAUGAGCCUGGUAAAUCUAACCGCAAAGCACUCAUUAACGCUCUUGAGUAUUAUAAAGUAGUCUACAGCGCGCCCGUAACUGAUCCAAGUGAUGUUCGUGCGCUUUUGUCAAUUAAAACCGCUUUUGGCAUGAAGAACUGGAUAUCUGAUCCCUGCUUUUGCAUUGCGUGGAAUGGAAUCAGAUGCAACGAAAACAACACUGUUAGAAUUCUAGAAAUCGAUCUAUCGGGAAGGAAUUUGUCUGGAUCGGUACCAAAUCGCAUCAGCGACUUAAUUGAAUUGAAAAGCAUUUCCUUGCAGGACAACCAUUUAUCGGGAUUUCUACCAGAUCUGUGCAACUUAGCAAGAGUGGAGAUACUGCGACUUCAGAACAACAAACUCAGCGGUAUCGUCCCAGAUUGUCUGUCCAAAUUGAAAAAUUUGAAGGAACUAAAUCUAGAGAACAAUAAUUUUAGCGGAGUUUUACCCCAAGCGCUUAUGCGUAAUAGAUUAUUGGACCUUAGGUACUCUGGGAAUCCAUAUCUCCACAACGUCGAAAAUCAAAGCCACUCUAAGAAUAACAAAAUUAAGACUGUAGUUGUAUCAGCAAUAGGUGCUCUCAUUGGUUGUUCGCUGGUAUUGAUAAUCGGCAUUAUGUACCGACGAAGAAGAUACAUGAAGAAAAAAGAUGUAGGUUUAAUAGCGAUCAUGGAACCAAACCCCUCGAGUUGCCGUUCAUUCAGUCGGCUUGAGAUGAAAACAGCCACAAACAAUUUCAGCCAAAAGAUCGGACAGGGAGGUUUUGGAAGUGUUUACUUUGGCAGGUUACCUGAUGGAAAAGAUGUGGCUGUAAAGCUUCUGUCCUCCUCCUCAAAACAAGGACUGGCAGAGUUCCUGAACGAGAUCAACCUCCUCUCCCGAGUAAAUCACAGGAAUUUGGUGUCAUUGCUUGGCUACUGCAAUGACUCGAAGGAACUUAUGCUUGUGUACGAACAUUUGGGUGGAGGAUCUCUUAAGGACCACCUCUACGGAUCUCUAUCAAACGUUUCUACUCUCGAUUGGAAAACUAGACUUCGAGUAGCUCUAGACGCAGCACAAGGGCUGGAAUACUUGCAUGUAAGCUGCACACCAAAAAUCGUUCAUAGAGAUGUGAAGAGCUCAAACAUCCUCCUCGACAGCAAUCUGCGGGCGAAAUUGGCAGAUUUUGGCCUUUCCAAAAUCAUUGGCGAUGACGUAAGCUCAAGCCACAUAACAACAACCAUCAAAGGAACUGUGGGAUACUUAGAUCCAGAGUAUUUUCAUACGAAUAAGCUAACAGAGAGAAGCGAUGUAUAUAGCUUUGGAGUGGUUUUGUUGGAGAUUAUAUGUGGGAGGAAAGCAAUUGAUCCAGAGCUAUGUGAAGAGGAGAUAAGCCUUUUGAAAUGGGUAAUGCUUCAUGUCGAAGGGAACGACGAUUACGAUGGUCCACUGACAGGCAUCAUAGACCAUAAGCUGUCUAUGUCUGAUAUUGACAUGAAAUCUCUCUAUCCUGUAUUCAGUCUGUCGCUUAAAUGCAUUCAGACUGAAGCAUCCAAGAGGCCAGCCAUAACUGACAUAGUAAUACAGAUAAAAGAAGCCAUGGAUUUAAUUAUGUCGGAAUAUUCGACUGAAGUGAUAAAUGAGCCUCUGUGUUCCGCUGAAUGUAGCUACAGCCUACUUGACGUUGGCAGAUAAUAGCAAAUGAUACUUUAGCCAAUCUCACCUCAAUCAUAACAUAACAAUCGAAAGAUUGUAUGGCUGUGAUUUCAAACAUUUAGAAGUAGUGUAGCAAUUUUACAUUCCCCUUAUGGUUAGAACAAACAGUCUUCUGAAUUACUGAAACUCUUUAAAAGGUCAUUGUUGGAACAAACAGCCUUCUGAAUCUGAAGAUUCUUUAGAAGACGUUGGUUUUGAUUAUGUUAGGGAUAGAAUUAUGUUAUCUUCUUGAUUUAACCGAUCCCGUUUUGUAGACAGAUCUAGAAUUCUUGAUUACACUGAGGCUCUUCACUUCACAAAUUUUCUCAAUAAUAUGUAUGAUUUGAAAAUUUAUUAUCUCUAAUAUUCAAA
Messenger RNA from Cryptomeria japonica (Japanese cedar), 3282 nucleotides. RefSeq names its product probable LRR receptor-like serine/threonine-protein kinase At1g67720. Bases 40 to 2910 code for a protein of 956 amino acids. The transcript has 16 exons. Lineage: Eukaryota; Viridiplantae; Streptophyta; Pinopsida; Cupressales; Cupressaceae. Gene Ontology annotation, biological process: protein phosphorylation. Gene Ontology annotation, molecular function: ATP binding; protein kinase activity; protein binding. The record is from RefSeq and is a predicted model, not a curated record.